UUCUAUUCGCUUAUAAGAGAGACUGAAAGGCUGAUAAUUUUUCAUUGUUACUGAAAUCUUACAAUCGUCAAGAUGUGGGCUCCGACUUUUCUGAUUACAAUGGCGACUUUGACUUUGGCAAUCCAAGGCGCCUCGGUUGGUCAAGAAUGUGGAAAAUUCAAUGAGGAGCAGUAUAAGAAUAACAAGACCAUUACGGAGCCUGAUGAACAUCCAUGGGUUGGACGGAUCGUAACGACGAAUAGCGAUGGAAAAGAUAAAUUGCUCUGUGUUGGCAUCCUUAUAGAUGCCCAAAAUAUCUUGACUACCGCCCAUUGUGUUUCACCUGCUGAUACAAAAGAUAUUUCUGCCGUCAUUUUAGGCGACUCGGCUUCCAGCAGCAGAAAUCCAGUCAGCUCGAUCACCGUUCACCCAGAUUAUUCAAGUGCCAAAAAACAAAACGACGUGGCCAUAAUUAAGCUCACCAAGGACGUUGAGUUCACUGAAUUUGUUCAACCCAUUUGCUUGCCCUCAGCGGAGGUUCCAAAAAGUGAGACUCCCGAUUCGGAUCUUGUCGUUGCGGGACUCGAGGGACAUUCAUAUCGUAGGGGUGAACCCGAUUACAAGAGGGAGGAAAGGCGCAUUAAAAUAGCCUUCAAUCGAAUAGACAGCAAUGAGUGCAAAAAGCUUCAGUCACGUUUCCCAGUGGACCUGAUUUGCAGCCAUGAGGAGAAAGACGCGCUUAGUGCCUUAUCAGGAUCAGCUUUGGCAGAGGCCACCGGUAAUCCCCGGAAAUUCCAUUUAGUUGGAAUUGUUUCUUUAGGAUUUGGCAGCCCCGAUAAACAAUACACUGGCUAUUUGAACGUUCGAUCCUACUUAGAUUGGAUCCUAAAUAACACCUCAAAGUGAAGAUGGUAUCCGAAUUGACCUUAUUCUUUAUCAGAUUAUUAUGUCUACCAAUAAAAAUUGAAAUUCUUACGUA
Drosophila subpulchrella is the source of this 958-nucleotide messenger RNA. Its product is annotated as CLIP domain-containing serine protease 2. The record is from RefSeq and is a predicted model, not a curated record. Lineage: Eukaryota; Metazoa; Arthropoda; Insecta; Diptera; Drosophilidae. Gene Ontology annotation, molecular function: serine-type endopeptidase activity. Gene Ontology annotation, biological process: proteolysis. Bases 73 to 885 code for a protein of 270 amino acids. The transcript is spliced from 2 exons.